AUCUCUAACUUGUUGCCAGCCGCACAAUUCCACAAAUCAUUUUGUGUCCCCUCACCACAAUGAAGACACUCGUCAUUCUUUUCUGCUUUAUCAGCACAAUCUCUGCAAACAAUGCAGACGAAUUUACAAAAGCAAACAACCAAUUUGCCUCAACCGUGUACAAAGAAAUCGCCAAAAACGAAAAACAAAAUUUCUUGGUGAGUCCAUUCUCGGCGGAAACCAUUUUAGCUCUGACUCAUGCAGGCGCUAAAGGUCAAACCGCCCAAGAACUACAAAGUGCCAUACACCUCCCCGAAGACAACAAAAAAAUUGAAGAAGGAGUUAAAACUUUGCUUCCAGCUUUGAAAGGUCACGAUGCUUACACCCUUCAAACCGCCAACAAGAUGUACAUACGAAACAACUUCGAGAUAAAGCCCGAGUUCAGAAAAGUUGCAACUGAAGCUUUCUUCGCCGAUAGUGAAACCAUCGACUUUAAAAAAAAUGUCAAGGCGGCUGAAACUAUGAACAAGUGGGUGGAGAAGCAAACCGAGAACAAAAUCCAGAAUUUGAUAAGUCCGGACGUGGUGAAUAAUAAAACAAGGCUUAUUUUGAUAAACGCGUUGUACCUUAAGGCCAACUGGUCAUCGCCCUUUUAUCUUUCAUACACUAGGAAGAUCGAUUUUUACAAGAGUGCUUCAGAUGUUGUCAAAGUAGACGCGAUGACUAACAUAUAUGGACAAACAUUUCUCUUUUUCGAAUGUCAUCAUCUCAACGCCAAGUUUCUAGAACUACCGUUUAAAGGUGGGGAAGCUUCGAUGACUAUUAUUUUACCAAAUGACAAAGACGGUUUGUCAAAACUCGAGAAUGAUUUGGAGAGAGCUUUAGUCCCUCAUAAUCUUACUCAUGAGAUGGUGGAAGUGCAAAUACCCAAAUUUAAAAUCGAAAGCAAAAUUGACUUGAAAGAGAUUCUCAGAAAUCUAGGAGUAGUGACGGUGUUUACUGAUUUUCAAGCCGAUCUUAGUGGUAUUGCGGGUGAGCCGGGUGACUUGGUUGUCAAUAAGGUGAUUCAGAAGAGUUUCAUCGAUGUUAAUGAAGAAGGCGUGGAAGCAGCCGCUGCCACAUUCUCUCUUGUUGCUAUACCCGAUAGUGCCUAUGAUGACAAACCUAAAGAAUUUUUUGCCGAUCAUCCUUUUAUUUUCUACAUUAAAGCCAAAGGAGUGAUCAUAUUCGUAGGAAGGGUUACUGAUCCUAGCAAGUGAUUAAAAUAUUUUGACUCAAUUUAUAAUUAAAAAAAACAUAUCAGAAUAAAGUUUCUCUGCACCACA
Molecule: messenger RNA, 1304 nt
Organism: Zophobas morio
Lineage: Eukaryota; Metazoa; Arthropoda; Insecta; Coleoptera; Tenebrionidae
Product: alaserpin-like
Exons: 4
Coding region: 60-1238 (392 amino acids)
Molecular function (GO): serine-type endopeptidase inhibitor activity
Source: RefSeq, a predicted model, not a curated record